UUUUGUCCGAUUAUACGCAAGACCUUUGACAUGAGACUGGUGAUAAAGAGAAUGCUCAUCUUCAUCACUAUCGGCGAUGAUUUCUGAGUCGCAGGGAUCUCUAGCUAAAAGUAUACUUCUGCUCAGUCAGUCUAUUCGUUCCUGCGGUUCGGAUCGGUUCGUGAUCUUCCUGCACCAGUUGAGUGGAGUUCUUUCGGUUUGUGGUCUGGUACAUACUGAUAGUGAUUAGGAGUUACACUGUCACUGAUGAAUGCAAAUCAUGUGCCGUGUUCGAGUAAAAUGAGUGAUUAAUGAAGUAUUGUUUAUUUGCAUAUCAGAAGACUAAAGUGUAUGCAAAUAUGGAGCGGCGAAAAAGUGUAGUUAAUGGAUUUAUUUUAAUUCUCGUACUGAUUGUCACAGUUGACGGUUACAAACGAAAUCCCCUUAAAGAUCCUCGCAUAUGUGGGCGACCCAUGUGCUCGGAUACUAAUAAUAAGUUCCGGUACAGCGUUGGCACCUUGUACAAGUAUGACCAUUCUAUGUACGUAAAAACCGCCCUGGUCGGUAGUGGUGAUAACAUCUCCGAGCUACACAUAUCAUCCGUCGUGGAGAUAGAUUACUAUGCGCCCUGCCAGGCUAUACUACGACUGUACUCGAUUGAAGUACGGGAACAACCGGUUCAGGAAACUGAAGAGACGGAUUUUGAGUAUGGAGAGGAACCGAGCGCCAAUGAUAAUCACGAAUCUGAUCAGGAUGAACCGGGUGGUGUGCAUCCGAACAGUGAAGUGAUUGCUGAGGAACUUACGCGCUUCGAACUUCGUUUUGCCUUCCACGAUGGCACGAUCAGCGAGAUAUGCCAUGAAAACAAUGAGCCGGUGUGGACGCUGAAUUUGAAGCGUGGAAUACUGUCAACCCUGCAGAACACGAUGCCUCGGUUUGAUAUUGACUACGAAACGACGGAAACCGAUGUAUCCGGUAUAUGCGAUGUGAAGUACAGUACGAACGGUCGCAAUGGGACCAGUCUGAUGUUCCGCAAGAUGAAGAACAUCAUGUCUUGCAAGCGGCGGUACAAGACUAUAUCGUUUAUUCAAACGGUAGCGUACGAUUUUCGAUCGAAUUAUGUUGCAUGGCCCAUUCUCAACUCUACUAGUUAUUGUGAUAUUUGGAUUGACAAUUCGAUCUAUAAAAGCGUCAUCUGCUACGAACGUCAUCAACUGGAACCAUUUUCACACGGGUUGACCGGUGCAGUGACUGAAACGUCCAACAAACUAGAGCUGGUCGAUGAAGAGAUAUAUUCUCACGAUAGUCACACAAACGAAGAGAUCGACAUACAGCACCGCUCUUCGUUGCUGUAUGAUCACACGCCUUCGGUACGCGAUAGCCACAACGAAAAUAAAGCUGCCCGGGAAUUGUUGAUCGAGCUUUGCGCCCAAGGUUUUCCCAAUAUUAAGCGUGAAUUCCCCGACGUAUUUCUCAAAUUUCUUACUGCGGCACGCGUUCUAUCGGAUACGGCACUUAGCGAGUUAGUAAAACGCUCGAAAUCUAUUUGCGAGAAUGGGCAAAACCACUUGAUGGAAAGCUUGCCCUAUAUCGGUACUGCCGCGUCGGUAAAAGUCAUGAAGGAUCAAAUCGUGGAAGGAGCAGUAAAUCAUCCACUGUCUAGCAAAUGGAUGGAAUCUUUUGCCUACCUGACGCGUCCAAACGACGAAGUUCUGGCAGUGAUGAAGGAGUUGAUCGAGUACGGUAAGGAAUCCGGUAAUCAGACGUAUCUACUAUCGGCAACAGCGGUAGUACACACUUUCUGUACAAUUAACUCCGACUGUGCGGAAGAGGAGGUAGUACAGGCGAUCGUACAGAAUCUGGAAGAAGAAUUGCUCGAAAAGCUGCAGGGUGUGGGACUGGAUCUUGUGCAUGAUCGUCGGAAGCAUGAACGCGUGAUCGUCCUGCUAAUGUCACUUAGCAACAUGGGUGUGGUAAACGAACGCUUCAAUUAUGAGCUGCGAAAAAUUAUCGAAGGUGAUCAAUAUCCGACGGCGGUUCGCGUGGAAGCGGUGAACGUGUUUCGGCGCAGUGACUGUACCCGCACGAAAGAUUACUUUAUGAAGCUGUAUUCGUCGUUCCAGCUGGACGUGGAAGUGCGCAUUGCCGCAUACUUACAAGCCAUGCGAUGCCCAGAUUAUUUGUCGGUGAAACUAAUCAAGCACGUGUUGAAAACGGAGGAAGUCAACCAGGUUGGUUCGUUUGUAUGGUCUCAUUUGACAAAUCUUGCCAAAAGUGCAUCACCCGUGCGGGUCGCAACGCAGGGCCUGUUGGCAGAAAAUGGAGAAAACUUUGGAAAAAAGUUCCGACGAGACGUGCGUAUGUUUUCGCGCAACUACGAACAGACACUGUUCUUCGAUGAGUAUAACUUUGGGUUGACGGUCGAUAGCAACGUUAUCUUCAGUACCGAAUCGUACCUACCUCGCUCGGUUCGGUUGAAUUUGACAACGGAUCUGUUCGGCGAGUCGAUCAACUUCCUCGAGCUAAAUGUUCGACUUGAAGGCUUAGAAGAUUCGGUACACAGAUUGUUUGGUCCGAAUGGAACGUACAGCGCCAAGAUGGUUAAUGAACAAUUGAUGAAGCACAUGAAGUUCCUGCGCCAAUAUAUUCCCGCACAAAUUUUGGAGCUGUUUGAAGACGAUACGAUGAUGAGCGAUGAUUUAGACGAUGUUGAAGACAGUGGACGUCGAAAGCGUGCCGUUGCACAACGAUUGCCAGCAUUGAUCGCGCGGAAAGUACAGGACGAAGUGGAUAAGCUCGGAUACCACCUGAAAAGUAAUUUCAACAAUCCACUGUUCACGGUUGGUGUCAAGAUAUUUGGCAAUGAACUGAGCUACUAUACGGAUGGAUUAGAACUGUGUAACAUAGAAAAUCAGCGCAAAAUGUUAAAGGAUUUAUUUUCUGGUAAAGAACGUGCUUACACGAAAUCGUCCGUUUUUUUGGACACUUCAUACGAUGUGCCGCUCAGCUCCGGGUUACCCUUGUCUUUGGGUCUGGUAGGAGCAUCGUCUGUCGAUCUACGUAUGACAGGCAUUGUCCGUGCUUUAGAGUUUACCCGGUUUUUGGCUGACAUGGAGGGCAGAAUAAAACCGAGCGUGACGAUAGACAUGACGGCCACAAUGAAAAGCGACCUUAUGUAUGCCGGUACGGCGAUCAAGGUGAAGACCAACCUAUACUCGAGUUCGGCCUGGUCGGCACAACUGAAGAUACGCGGAAAGGAACAAGCUGUGCUGCAGGUCAGUUUGCCCCAGGAUCGUAACGAUAUCUUAAGCAUCCGUUCGGAAAUGCUUGUACUGACGGGAAGGCGGGAAAUACGCCAGCCUGGUAUUGAGAGUCGCUAUUCUAACUCCACCUGUACAUGGCCUUUUAUCGAUCAAGCGAUCGGUUUGAAAAUGUGUGCGAACUAUAGCAUGCCAAACGUAAUUAACAACGGUGACAUCGUAGUUCCGAGUCUUAUUCUUAGUGGACCGGUCAACUUUGAUGUCAGCCUGGAGAAGGCAGAUCUGACGGCGAAAAUGUUUGUGCUGAAGUACAGCUGGACCGAGCGGCAAAAUCACACGAUUGUGUCGGUGCUCUUUGAAACUCCCAACUCCCACAUUCCACGAAUAUUCCGCGUAAAUGUAACGCACGAAGUGCAACGUAAAACGGCUAGUAUGUCGUUUGUGAACGGCAAUAUCUCGCAUAAGGCGGUCGGUAUUUACAUUAACAACCCGAAACAGCAUCGUAUGGAAUUGUCGUUGAAUGUGAAUGAUCGUAAAUACUUGGCGUUGGAAAUGGGCUACAACAAGACGGAGACUCGCAACGGGCGGAUGUACUACCCGAUGUUCUAUUUGUCAAUAAAUAACGAACGGAUUGCGGGCAUGAAUGGUCAAAUUAGGCAGACGGCCAAAAACAACGUCUCACAAUGGGACUAUACGAUUAUGUUUGAGACGAAGCGGGUUCGAGCGAAGACGAUCGGUUACAUAUCGAUUUCGUACGAUGCGACAUACAUGAUCCACAACUCAAUGGAAUAUCAGUUUUCCUCAUCGAACAAGGUCGAACAUGUGGUAGUCAAUGCAUUGGCAGAAGCGAUCAAAAAGGAUUUAACUCUGUACCGCGGUAACUUUGAUCUACGUUCUAGUGCUUAUCCAAAAUUUGAUGUAGCGCUGAAUGCAACAUUGGUACAGGGAAUAGGCCGCUUUGAUUUCACAUUGAUACACAACAAUGCACCGGAUUUAAAGGACAGAGCUUAUAGGACCAUAGCAAAAAUUAUAUUCGCCAAUGACAACCCUUACCGCAGUCAACAGAUCUUGGCGGCUAAUAACCAGCAAUCAAUGGAGAACCCGAUCGAACGGACAGUUUUAUCGUUCGAACUCAACAGCACUCAAUCAAGGACCGAAACAAAAGCAAUGAUUGUUCACGAGAAUAUGCUGAAGAAGGGUAUAGAUCAUACAAUCCGGGUAUUGCUUCGAUACGCUCCCAAGCGGGACAUUGAAGGUGUGGUGUCAUUUUCCAUCCCCCGCAAACAGUUUUUCAGCUUCGAUGGAAGGUUCAAUCUGACCGUGCCAGGCUUUCAUCCCUGUACUGCUUCUAUAAAAUUAAAGGAAAAAUCCAAGAAAGAGCAUAGUUUCGAUUUCAAAGGAAUUUGGUUCUCGAUGCACGCACUCAAUGUUAGUGGUUGGUACAAGGAUCGUAGCUCGAACGUGAAAAGUUACCAUCAUGCAAAACUGGCGGCACAAAUUGGACCUUCGUAUAGGGAAGCGUUCGGCGAUCUGGUAUAUAUCCAGGACGAGCUGGACAAUAGCCUGACUGUAAGAGCGGCUUAUGACAAGAAACCGUACCAGCUCAUUCUGCAUAAACAAAAAGGGGAAAAUGGCACAAGAACCGUCGGGAAGCUGCAAUGGAAAGAUGAGCACUAUGGAGUUUCAGCAUUUCUGCAAUCGGUGCCGGUGAAGCAACUGGAUGUAGAGUUACAUAUUGACAAAGUUCGCGAUAUCAGUGUGUCCCUUCGAGGCUAUUCGACUGCGCUCAAACGGGAAAUCGGUGUAGAAUUCAAGUGGGAUGCUAACCGUGAUCCAACGCAACGAUUUGCAUUAUCGGGAGAAUUGAACACCCCAAGGGAUCGGGUUUACGAUGGCAUAUUUCUACUAUCCUAUCCUAACCGCACCUUUAGCGGCACAUUCGACUCGAUGUUGAGUGAUCCAAAAUAUUUGGCAAAUGCUCGCAUCUCGUGGAAUUCCAGCGAAGCAAUUGUGGUACAUUUGGAUGCCCGCAAGGAUGAUAACUUUUUCCCGAAAAUGUCAUUACUGUUGGAAUUGAACUCAACGUUUGAAGAGUGGCCCCAAAAUGUGCUGAACGGAACAUUCGUCUUUAAGGAUAAUAAACUAAUUACGAAUCUAAUUGCAAACUGGGCCAAAGAUAAGAAACUGGCGCUGGAACUGAUGGGCUAUUACUUGUCGAACGAACAAGUCUUUGACUGCGAGCUGGACACGAAACUAACUAGUACCAUCCUACCAGUCCCAACAGCAAAGCUGCACUUGAAGCACAAAUAUACUGCCAACCGGUUCGAGACGAUAUGUUCCAUGAAACACAACCCAGCUGACCAGCCGCCACAGGUGUUCUCCCUUCAUUCCAACUGGCAGUACGAUGUGGAUAAGCAAUACAACAAUAUAACGGGAUCACUAAAACUGAUCAGCCCGUUCAACAGCUAUCGAACCGGUACACUUGUCACCAAGAUAUCUUUCAACGAAAACCGCACCAUAACCGGAGCCGCCGAAGUGCAGUUAGACGAUGAUCAGUACGAAAUGGUAGUGGAAGGACAUGUACGCAAUCUAGUCGAUUGCAUGCUGACGACCAACAUUACCUCCUCGAACGUAAACUAUCGUAAUAUUAAUGGGCGUUUUGGUGUGAGCGAAAAGAAUCGACAUCUUGUAGCCGAGGUGAUCACACCGAAAACUGCGCUCGGUAUAGAACUCCUGUACGCGGUCGUCUCGACACAGAACUUUGACGUAAAGUUCCACCUCGCCACGCCACUGAAGGAUCUGGAAAAGGUGAUUCUGCGCGGAAAGCUACAAUCGGAUAACAUUGAUUUCCGCGCCGGUAUGAAUAAUAUGGUACUGGGCUGUACUGGCGUGUGGAGGAAGUUACAUUUGAAGGAUUUCGAAUAUUCUUAUCGCAUCUACACACCACUGCAGAAGUUUGAAGAGAGUGCAUUGAUCGCUAAAGUUGUUAUCGACAGUAAGCGACCAGAGUACGUAGAUGUGGAACUCUCGGGCAAGUUUUCCGAUUAUAAACUGGGUCUGAAAGCGAUUUCAAGACCGAAGCCGAAUCUUAUACUACAGCUGCUAUCGCAAUCGCCACCCUCGUUUGGCGAAGGCGAUCAGGAUAUUGAUGAAGUUGCAGAUGAGGUGCCAGAAGAGGAGGACGAAUACGAAGAUGAGGAGGAUGAACAGAAUUUGCUUAACUUUAUCGGCGAUGUUGAGCUAUACACCAUUGUCUUACCAACGAUCGUAGGUACCUUGGAGCUGACAGAGCAAAAUUCGCGAUAUCGUGCAUUCGGUAAGCUUAAACUACCACAAGGUGACAUCGACAUCCAUAAUCGGUUCUAUCUCAAGGAUUUCCUGAACAUGCAAAACAAUUUGCGUCUCAAGACGCCUUUCCCGGUGGCGAAUACGAUAACGUCGGAGUUUAUACUGAAGUACUCUUACCUAGCGACGGACAUAACGGCUGGUAUGAAUGUAAAGUUUAAUAAUCGUUCGGAAUGGGUCAACACUGGCUUCCGUGUGAACUACAAGUACAGUCUGGAUGAAGCUGAGGUGCAUAAACAUCAAGCGCUUGUAGAUCUUAUGACUCCGAUGAAAAAUUUGCAGAAAGUUUUCCUAAAUGGAUCGCUAGAGUUGGAAGAUCAUAGUUAUAAGGGAAAUUUGACCGCAAAAACCAUGACCACAGAUGCAUCGUUGGCAUUGUCCUUUGAGAGUGAAGAUGAAUUUAUCGAUACGUUCAUGAGCAUUUGGGUACGUGCGCCUUUAAUGCCAUACUAUGCAUGCCGUGUAUUCUACAAACAAGAUUUCUCCAACACCGAAAACUUGAUGGAUUUAGGCUUCAUGGUAAACGACGGAGAUUUGUAUAGCAAUCUCCGCAUGGAUGGAAGCUGGUCAUUUGCGAAGCCACAUUACAUAAAAGGCGUUGGAAAAUAUCAAUCGAACUUCUUGCCGAUUAAUUUAAUCAAUACCGAUUUCUUAAUCACUCGAUCGCCAUUGCCUAAAGCUUAUUGCAAUGUUAAAUUCCACGACAAGAAUGGUCUGGUAGAGGAAAUCAGAGCUAAGGCGGAGCGGAACCGUGAAAUGUUCACGAUUGACCUUAGUGUACCGAUGGAGGACUACAAGAAUUUAUCCAUUCAUGGACGUUUGCAGCAUCGUCAGGGCAGUGAGUACGCCGUAUCCGGACAGCUGUAUCGCAACGAGUACGUUUUCCAGCUGGAAGGCGACGCAACGAUCACGGAAGACAUUCCGUACAGAGCUGAGCUAGUGUUUCAGCCACUUUCUGCGGAAGGAUCGAUUGGAUCGAUUCGGUAUCAUUGCAAAAAGAAUUCCGCCAUCACCGAAUUAAACCUGGAGCUCGAAAGUGGUGCUAAGUUAGCUAAAUUGGACGGCAGCUUCAAGCUGUCGGCAAUGUCUGAUUGGUUUAUGAAGCUGGGCUUGGAAUCGUCCGAGCCGAGCUUAAAAAAGGUAGAUUUUAAUAUCGGAAUUAGCCCGGAAGCGAAUGGAAAAGCACUGGGCAAGUUUAAUUUGCAUUCUCCCUGGGUAAAUUAUGGAGUCGAUCAGGCAGAUAUCGAGAUGAUUUUCGAUGUACAACCAAUUUCGGGCUCAGUUGUUGCGCGAUACAGCAUUAGAGAUGUGUCGGGCGAUGCCAGUUGUCUGUGGAACUGGGCACUAAAGUCGAACAUGCAGUUUGCCCUGGAGAAUCGGGUACUAAGAAACUCGGUUGAACGGUUCUUCCGCACAGGCGUACGGUAUGUGAGCCCGGAUGUGGAAAACAACCAUAACUUUACCUUUGGUGGUGAUCUCAACUUGAAUAACAUCUGGAUGUUUAGCGCCAAUGCUUCAGUAGAUUUCAUUUCUAUACGUGAUCUGUCGGCUGUGAUGAGAGUACUACUACCGAAACCGGUGGGAGAUAUUCACACCUUAGGUUUUGCUAUGAACGGAGAUCUACCCUUUAUGGAGCAGGUAAAAACGUUCAAUUUCGAAACUUCAUACGAAACGGAUGAAAGCCGCAAACGGUACGCCUACCAUACGGAGUACAGUGCUUUGGGUGAUCUUCGGGCACUGGUACGUUUUGAUUGGGGUUCCGAUAUUCGCAAAGAAAGGAUUCAGUCAAUGUUGAACAUAUUCCGAAAUGGCGAUAGUCGUGAGUUAAUGGCACGAUUACGAGGACCAUGGUACUUGGAAGAUGCAUUUUCGGCUCACGGAACAUUCAAUAUUGUCGAUUUAUUAUAUCUCUUUAGUGGCAAUAUUUCGAUACCGGCUUCAACAAAGGUGGCAAGCGCUAAUGUGGCGUUUACCAAUCUGUCUAACAUGAAGGGUGAUUUUAAUUGCACGACUUCCUUCUUAAACGUUUCCUGGAUCCAUGGACAGCUAGAGUUUAUUGAAAAUCCGAUCGAAUCCAUACGGUACUUGAAAGGAACGUGGCCUGAAUCGAGCGCCAUUUUUGAUGCGAAAGCAACCUAUCGGAAAAAUAAUAAUGCUCGCGAGCAGCAAGGCACGAUUAAGAUCGAAGUUCCGUUGCAGACUAGACAUUUUGCGGAGGUCAAAUAUGGUCUAGCGCAGCGACCAUUAAUUACUAACGGUCAUGCAGAGAUUGACUACAACAGUGAGAAGGUGCUGAGCGGACAAUACACCUCGAAAGAGGAAUCAAGAGCUGGCUUUGAUAAGGAAACGAUAGAUGUUACAUUGAGGAAUAAAUACAUGCCGGUAGGAGUGCUUUAUGUGCACUCCUUAAGCACGUUAGACCCAGUCGUACGAUCGAUGGAUAUCAAGCGCGCUGAAAUUUUCCAACUGGACAAUAAAACAAAUUUCAACAUUACCGGAGAGCUGCAUGUGCUGAAGAAGGAAAUGGGCGAUGAGUAUCUCGUGAAAGCUAUCCACUCGAACCGGACAGUCGUUUUGACGGCCGAAUUCGAAGAGGAGAAUAAUGUGAGCAAAAAGAAAUCCAAGUUGCAACUAUCACCCACCGUGUGGAUUGCGUACGAUUUUAAGCUUACCAAUCGAUCGCGGGAUGAUUUGGCAUCACAGAAUUUUACGCUGCAAAUAUCCUACCCGAAACGAAACAUUUCAGCGGACGGAUGGUACUCGUACACGAAAAAAACUUUCGAUUCGGAUGUUUCAUUUUCGUACAGCCCGAAUCGCACUGAGGACGAAAGUGAAGUACCUAAACAACGUACCAUUCGAGGCGGAAUUGAGUGGCGUGAUCUUUUAAACAGCACCACCAACGGACAGCAUAUUCGUGUGGCUCUAGGACAUCCUAGCUUCCAGCAGGAUGUCACGAUGAAUGCACAUUACUUUACCGAUCCGAAGCAUUGGUUCAGCUCCAUGAUGGAACUACGUUACAAUGAUGAUGAUGAGCAUCUGGUGGCAAUGGGCUUUGAUUUAAACGAUCUAAAACCAGUCGUUGGCUAUUGGAACUAUUCGUACCAUCUUUUUAGUAGGCACGAUGCAUCGGACCUGGACCUGGAUUCGAUUGGUUCGGUCGGUGUAAGACCAGGAUUGUACGGUGUUAGUUCAAAUUCACACUACAAACGUGCCUAUCUGUCGCAGAUGCAUGGACACGUGCUAGGCUCGAUAAACGUGCGCCAGAAGGAAGUGCACUACGAGCGUAUAACAUCUCAAAGCAAAUAUCGCCUGUGGACGAGGGCUGAUGGUGCUUAUCCGAUGUAUCGGAUCAAUGGAACGCUUUUGGAUGGCCCAGACGUAGAUGCAGUUGGGUUCUUCUAUCUUAACAUCGACGACAAACUGGUGCAGAUGAAGAUCAACGUAACACCCGACGGUUCAGAAAAUGUGCACAUGUAUGGUAUCAUUCCGGAUUCGCGCAGCGCUUACUUCGACUUCUGGCGAGACUAUGAUGACGCGCGCGAAGUAGACGUGACCUACUAUCUUAAGAUGAACCAUUCGCGGUUAAUAACUGGGCACCUGCUGUGGCGCCCCCAGAUCAAAUCGGAUGUGCAGAGCUGGAUUAAAGAUUACGUUAACCGAAUGCACCAUGGAUUGCUGGAGUACGCCGAGUUUUGGAUCAAGCAUAUAUACUUAGAAACGAAGGACACAACGGCAGGCAUUUCCGAGGCCGCGCUACCAUACAUAGAAGGAUUGCUUGAGGAUGUUGCUGGUUUAAGCGUACUGCAAAGCGAUUUGGAAGAUUUGGAAAAGUUUCUCAACGCGUCGUAUACGGCGGACGAUUUCUACAUUCGCUCUGCUAUUAAUUUCACCGUCACGGUUCUGGACGAGCUGGCGAUAAGAAAUAAGAUAACGUCAUUGCCAAAGAUUCUAACCGAACUGUGGCAAGUGAUGGGCGAAUCGGGUGAAGCAUUUGGCAAAUCGAUCACCUGGUUGCUGGAGCGCGUGAAACUCACGUACCAGAAAUUUAUCGAUAUCGUUGGAAGAAUUUUCCAAGGUGAUGCCAUGCGUUACUUGUCCGCUUCGCUGGAGAACUCCCUGGAACGGUAUGAUAAAUUCGUGAAAGACAUUCAUUUGCAGUUUAUAAAGAACAUUCAGGAAAUUUGGGAAAAGUCUGUUAGCAUGGCAACAACAUUCUGGCACAAGAUGCUACAGAACAUAGAGCCUACGAUAAUCCGGCUAGCGCAUUACGGUGAAUCGCUCGGCUGGUAUGUUGGAAAUGAAAUAUUUACAUUUUUGUACAAUAAAACGCAAGAGAUAGCAGACUCUCCGUACUUUAAUACGGUCACCAACUUCACCCAAGAUCUGGACAAUCUUUACAAGGAUCUGGUGACGAAUGAUAUGUUUACGAAUUUGGAAAAAUACUCAUCUAUAACGCGGCGUUUCCUGUGGAAAAAAUACUUCCAACUGGUACCAUUCGCACGAGAGUUGUACCAGGUAGGGGAAGGGCUAAAGGAAGAGAUCAAGGAGCUGCGCAAGAUCGAGUACGUAGAGUUUUUCCUACAACGUUUCAACGAAGCGCAAGCGAAGGUAGAAUGGCUUGCCGAAGAGUUUCAGGUUAAGAGACGCUUACGUCAACUGUGGGUAAUCAUGCGCAAAAAGCUGUCGCACAUAGCGCAGACCGCUUUACAGACUGAAAAUCAAUAUCGUGAGGCAAAAACCAAGUUCAUCUUUGAUCCUGAUAAUGGAAUUAUCGAGCUGGAACAGAAGCUUCCCAUGUCGUGGCAUGCGUUCAACGAAACACCCAAAUUUGAGGAGAUACCUGAGUUUAAGUACAUCAGUGACGUACAGGAGCUGUUUGCCGGUAGCAAUAUGACGUUCUGGACAUUAUGGCAGCAAAUUUGCCCGUUGGUUAAACCCCAAAUGUGGUUACCACCGUUUAAGAGUGUUGGACUGCUGAUCGGCUCGAGACACUACAUGUCGUUUGAUAAACGUUUCGUAUCGCUUGAGCUGAAUGAUUCGAACAAGUGCCGAUACCUGCUGGUACACGAUUACCACAAUCAAUCGCUUACGCUGCUUUUGGAACCAUCGCUACAAAACUAUGAGCAACCAUCCCGACAGAUCACGCUCAUCACAGAUGAGGAUACAAUUGCGAUCGAUGUGUUUAAGAUGUCGGUGAAAAUCAACAACAAAGAGGCAACUGCAUUGCCUGCAAUGUUAGGCAGGGAGACGGAAGUUUUCCAAGAGUCGGACCUGUUGUACGUGCAGUCACAGCGUGGUUUCCUGCUUGCAUGCAGUCUUCGGUACCACCUAUGCUGGUUGGAAUUGGACGGAUGGUACUUCGGCAGGGUUGCCGGAUUGCUCGGUACAAUGAACAAUGAACCGUUUGACGAUCGGAUCACCUCCAUCAAUCAAUACAGCGAAACGGACGAUCAGUUCCUUAACAGCUGGGCAAUGCCGGGUUGCAGUUCGCAAGUUACUACGACGAAUCACACCAGCAACUACUACAGAGCUUCGAACAAGCUUAGCCAGGUGUGUGAAGAGUUCUUCCACAGUAAGAUGUCGUACUUAGCCUCCUGCUUCUCGGAAGUUGACGCUACGCCGUUCUACGAAAUGUGCAUGGAUUUGGGCAACAAUCUGCAGCCCUCUAAUGAUAACACUAACUAUCAGGGUGCGUGCACUGCUGCAGUGGCAUAUAUGCAGGCUUGUAUGCUGGAGGAUACCCUUUUGCGCGUUCCAGAUAAAUGCAUCAGCUGUUUGCUAAUGAAUGGAAGCUAUGUACCAGAGGGAACCUUCGUGCCAUUGCGGAACGAAAGUGUGCCGAAUGCAGCCGAUGUUGUGUUUAUCAUUGAAGCAAAACCCUGCAACGAUCAGUUUAUGCAGACGAAGAGUAUCAAUCUGCUGGUGGAGGAUAUCAACAGUGAGCUGAAGGCUUUGAACAUUAGCAAUACACUGUUCAGUGUGGUGGCGUUUGGCGGUUCGGCACCGUUUGAUCGUCCGCACAGUGUUGUCGUUGGAAACAAUGUGUUCGAAACGCAUAAUCGGUUGCAACCAUUCUUCGAUCAUAUCACGAUCGGCAAUGGUACGAACGAAGACAUUUUCGACGCCAUCAUAAAGGCUUCGAAGCUCGUUUUCCGUCCGGGAGCGUCGAAAACGUUCAUAUUGCUACCGUGCUCGCGUUGCUUCGAAUCCAGGAUGAGGCUAGACUUUUCCUCACUCGCGCAACUGCUCAUCGAGUACGACAUCAAGCUUCACAUCCUGGCAGAUCAUGAACUAUCGUUCCAAAAGUCUCGCGUUUCCCGAUUGUUUUACGGUAUGGAUAGCAAACUGGCUUACACGAAGAAGGAUGUAAAGAAGCUAGUCGGCGAUAAGGCAUUGCGGCAACAGAUUCACCUGCCAAAGAAAACGCUCGGCGAAUGCAUUGCGCUAGCGCUGGAAACAGACGGGUCCAUAUUUGGGGGCCACAAGCUCCGCCAGGAUCGUUCCAACACGAACAACACGAAGAAGUUUAUCAAUGUGUUUGCGAAACGUAUUGCACUGUCCGCCAUACCGAACAGGUGUCAAACGUGCGAAUGUACUGGACACAAUGCCGGUGUGGCGUACAUGCAGUGCACACCGUGCCACUAUCCUUCACCGUUCUCGAUGGAGGAUGACGAAACGACGGAUGAUAUGUUCCUACUAGCGAUGCAGCCAGAUGACGAGUUUCUGUUGGACGAUGGGUUAAUUGGCACAGUUUAGGAAAAAAGAAAAGAGGAGCAUAGAAGGGAACUGAAAGUGGAACGUUAGUUUUCUAAGCAUUAUGCAAAUUACGCAGCUAAUUUCUAGAGUAAAUUUAUCCAACAAGCAAAACGAAGGUAACGGAAACGGGUGUUUCUGAUUCUAUUUAGUGUUAGUAAAUAGUAAAACUAAGAAAAGCUAUGAUAAAUCACCUAAUUAGAGCUUGUUCGAUUGUGAAAAUAAAAACAAAAUAAAAACACUUUGCCCUUAGGAAA
Anopheles funestus (African malaria mosquito) is the source of this 13594-nucleotide messenger RNA. RefSeq lists its product as uncharacterized. Gene Ontology annotation, molecular function: lipid carrier activity. Gene Ontology annotation, biological process: lipid transport. The transcript has 21 exons. The record is from RefSeq and is a predicted model, not a curated record. Lineage: Eukaryota; Metazoa; Arthropoda; Insecta; Diptera; Culicidae. The coding region runs from base 291 to 13340 and encodes 4349 amino acids.